AUGAAAGAAAAUAAUAUAAAAAAACUGACUGAAACAGUUCUCAUGCCUUAUUUCGGGAAUCUUCAGAAGAAAUAUGCGCCUUCCUCUCUAUGGGCAACCUAUUCAAUGCUGAAAAGUACGCUUAUAGCCUACAAUAACAUCAACAUUUACACGUACUCUCAGUUAUUAAAUUUCCUAAAGCAAAACGGAAAAUGACACGAAUCAAAAAAAUCCAAGGAAUCAACAGAAGAAGAAUGUCGUCAAUUCAUUACUUUCGCUCCAGAUGAUCAGUAUUUCCCACUCAAGGUAGCACUAAUUUUUGGUAUCAACGGGGCAUGUCGACUUCAUGAGCUACAUGAGAUGACAAUGAAUAGGUUGCAAGAUUUUGGUAAUUACUAUCACAUUUCUUGGCCAAAAACAGAAGUCAAAAAUAGCAAGGACAGAUCUUUCUCGGUCGUGCAACCAUUCUACCAUGUGGUCAAAAAGUAUAUUGACACAAGGCCUUCAGAUUGCACAUUGAAUGAAAUUUUUUUAAUUUUUCGGGAUGGUAAAUGUAUUAAUUCACCCAUGGGCAUUAAUAAUCUCGGCAGCAUCCCCAAGAAAAUUGCUGAAUUCCUGCACCUUCCAAAUCCAAGUGCCUAUACUGGCCAUGCUCUUCGGAGGACCGCUGCUACAAUAUACGCAAACGCAGGUAGCACAGUGUUAGGAUUAAAAGAGCUUGGAGGCUGGAACUCCGACAAAAUUGCUCAACAAUAUGUGGGUAAAUCCCAAUACAACAAAAAAAAGACAAGUGCUACGAUAACAAGGGCCAUCCUGGGUACGAAACAUGCUGAGCUUUCCAAACCUGACGACAACUCCAAGUUUGACCAUUUUCAAACACAAACUCCAUUGUCCCCACAAAAAGACACUCUGGAACGACAGCAAUCUAAGGCUUUGGAACUCUCAGAUAAAGACCCGGCGUCCUCACAUGGAGAAGGGGAGUCCUCAGACGGGAACAAGAAGUCCCUAGUGGAGAACAAGCAGUCCUCCGAUGAAAACAGGAAGUCCCCAAAUGAGGAGAUUGAGUCUCCAGAUAAGUACAGGAAGUCGGGUGCCGAGAAAAAAGAGAAUCUGCCACCAAAUUCUGUAGAAGUACAAAAAAUCAUAAACAAUGACGUACGAAGAGAGGAGGUUAUCCAUUAG
Diachasma alloeum is the source of this 1161-nucleotide messenger RNA. RefSeq lists its product as uncharacterized. The record is from RefSeq and is a predicted model, not a curated record. Gene Ontology annotation, molecular function: DNA binding. The transcript is spliced from 3 exons. Lineage: Eukaryota; Metazoa; Arthropoda; Insecta; Hymenoptera; Braconidae. Gene Ontology annotation, biological process: DNA integration; DNA recombination.